UUUAGUCCAAAAUCAGUUGUUCACACAAAUAACACUCCAAAAACAAACAAACAAAAUGUAUACUUUUCAAAACGGCCCCUUUCGCAUCGGAAGAAAUCACUGACGAAUAGGUGUACAACAGUAGAUUGAACCUUCGAAUCGUUACUUGCAGUGAAAGUAGUGAUCAGUAGCUGAAGUGAGCCAUGAAAAGGGACAGAAAUGAGGGAAUUUGGGAUUUUGAGAAUGGAAUGCCACCACAAGAUGGCGGUCAGGAUCUGAUUCUGGGAUUGGAUGGCGGGACUACUUCCACCGUGUGUAUAUGCAUGCCUGUGUUUUCUUUCACUGAUAACUCCCUUCCUCCUGACCCGCCACCUGUCUUAGCUCAUGCUGUUGCUGGCUGCUCCAAUCAUAAUAGUGUUGGAGAAACUGCUGCGAAAGAGACACUAGAACGUGUUAUGGCAGAUGCUCUUUUUAAGGCAGGGUCCACUCGAUCUGCUGUACGUGCAGUUUGUUUAGCUGUAUCAGGGGUUAACCAUCCAACAGACCAGCAAAGGAUCUUAAGUUGGCUUAGGGCGAUGUUCCCAAAUGAUGUGAAGUGUUUCGUCCACAAUGAUGCUGUGGCUGCUAUGGCUAGUGGAACCAUGGGAAAACUUCAUGGGUGUGUACUAAUUGCUGGCACGGGGACCAUCGCUUAUGGAUAUACUGAAGAUGGAAGAGAAGCCCGCGCUUCUGGUGCAGGACCUGUAUUAGGUGAUUGGGGAAGUGGAUAUGGUAUAGCUGCAAUGGCAUUGACAUCCGUAAUAAGGGCUUAUGAUGGCCGUGGUCCACAAACAAUGCUUACAUCAAGAAUUCUGCAUGAACUCGAACUUUCUUCUCCAGAUGAAUUGAUUGGGUGGACCUAUGCUGAUCCAUCAUGGGCUCGAAUCGCAGCUUUGGUCCCAGUUGUUGUAUCUUGUGCUGAAGCAGGUGAUGAGGUGGCGAAUGGAAUAUUGCUUGAUGCAGUUCAGGAGUUGGCCUCAAGUAUCAAAGCUGUAGUUUGCAGACUCGGGUUGUGUGGAGAAGAUGGAAAGGGUAGUUGUCCUCUUGUCAUGGUUGGUGGUGUUCUUCAAGCCAAUAAGAAGUGGGAUAUCGGAAAAGAAGUAAUUAGCUGCAUUUCCAAGGAGUUCCCUGGGAUGCUUCCAAUCCGCCCAAAGGUGGAACCUGCUGUUGGUGCGGCUUUGCUAGCGUGGAACGUUCUAAAGAAACAGUCCCAGUCUGGAGGUUGACAAGCAGUUGUGCUUAGGUUAAAGAAUAUUGAGAAAUAAGAUGUCAAAUGUGAUUUUCAGACUGUAUAGUUGCAAAGGGGGGUAAACAAAACUCAAGAAAGCAAACAUGAUUUUUCAUUGCACAACUGUUCAUAUCACUGAUUUCUUUCAUAUGGUCAUAUAACAUGAUACAUCCAUAAAAGUAAUCACUUCAAUUUUUUUA
This is a messenger RNA of Helianthus annuus (common sunflower), 1446 nucleotides long. RefSeq names its product N-acetyl-D-glucosamine kinase. The record is from RefSeq and is a predicted model, not a curated record. Bases 183 to 1244 code for a protein of 353 amino acids. Lineage: Eukaryota; Viridiplantae; Streptophyta; Magnoliopsida; Asterales; Asteraceae. The transcript is spliced from 8 exons.